Spathaspora passalidarum NRRL Y-27907 is the source of this 1200-nucleotide messenger RNA. RefSeq lists its product as uncharacterized. NCBI's taxonomy places the organism in Eukaryota, Fungi, Ascomycota, Pichiomycetes, Serinales, Debaryomycetaceae. The record is from RefSeq and is a predicted model, not a curated record. The coding region runs from base 1 to 1200 and encodes 399 amino acids. The transcript has a single exon.
AUGAUACGAAUAAUACCCAGGAACAGGACAUUAUUCCGUUGUCAAAUAGUAAAGCCAGUAUCACUUUUGAGAUGGAACUCCACAGCAUCUCCAUUUGCAUAUGUCCAAGAUUUCAACCAAUUAUCCCAAAAGGUAAAUGAAACAAUAACCUCAUCAUCCACCAAUGAAACAAUUAUAAGCGCAUUAAAAGCAUUUAAAAUGUUGCAGCACAGUUAUCCCUUACAAGACCAACUCGAUUCCAAAUCAAAACUCACCAAAGAUUGUCUUCAAAUAAUUGAUGAAGUCUUCUCCAAGGACGUGCAAUUCUCCAGUGAAUUAUUGAAAGAAAUUUUACUUUUGAAUUUGCCUACUGAACUCAACCUCAAAUUGAUCAACCACUACUACCGCCUUAACCCAGAUGCCGUAAUUGACAAGGAAACCGCUUUGGUUGCAUUAAGAAACGCUCUUUUCAAUGGAGAUUUCUUCCGCGCCAUCAAAGUAUCCGAUGUCACAGUUGGCCAUCCAAACUAUAUAAAAAAGAAUCAAGAUAUCUUGAAGAAGGGUUUCUUUAAAUUGGUUGGAUCCGCAGCCGGUAUCACCAUUCUUACAAAACUCGGAAUAAACACCGCGAUUGAAACGGGAAUGGUGUCCCCAGCUUGGCAACAUAUAGUAGCAUUAAAUUCGGUGCUAUUGACCUACUUAGUAAACUCGACUUUUUUGGUAAGUAUUGUGAAAUUCGGAAGACAAAUGACUAGUGCCGGUGGAGAUUAUCUUACAUGGCAAAAGGGAACAUUCUACACCCAUUGGUUCAAGCAUGCUGACGAAAUGUUGUUUGGCGCUAAAAUCUUGGAGGCUGACCGUGACUUGAAUGGUGGACAGAAUAAUCCGGAAAUUGUCGAGGAAUUGUGUCGGCCAGCUCCUAUCGGUGCCCAUGGAGUUACUCACCUGUUGAGUCCAGGUUAUGACAGAGAAGGGAACAAGAUUAGAUUGCUUGAGGCUAAGGAUAACUUGGAAGAUCUUACAUUCCAAGCAUACUGGAUGAGCGGUGGUGAUGGAUUUGAAUGGGUGGAACCUGAUCAAGAUCCAGCUGAAAUCGCAUGGAAGGAUCAUAUCCAACAAUAUCAUAAACCUCAAUUGCAAGGUGGUGGCAAUAAUGCUGGUGCUUUAAAAUGGGCAGAUGAAUUAAUUGAAAAAUCAAGUGAUGAGAAAGAACUCAAAUAA